CAAAUUUUUUUUCAAGAUAAAAAUUAACUUCCGAAAUGUUUACCUUUUACCGGAUCUAAAUUUAGAACUAUUAACAAUAGAAAAAUUUCCAAAUUUUAGUUAUAGAAGGAAUUCUUAUGUAGUGUUGUGUGCAGCCACAAAUCAAGAUUCGGCUCAGAAGACAGCUUCUCUAUUUUCUGAUGCAGUAUCUAAUUUAGUAAAUGUUAAAUCAGGACCUACUAAAAGACGUUUCCGCAUUUGUGGCAAGGGCAAGCGAAAAAAAUCAAUAUUCAAGGUUCACAGAAAACGUAUUGCCCAAGAAAAUAUUAUAAUACACCCAUCUGAAAUUGCCAUGGAACCUAAUACACGCGGUAGACCAACUCGCUCCCGCCGAAAACGUCAAACUCGCAGUUCUCGUCUUUUAGGAGGUACUCACACUGCACAAUCAACAGAACAGGGCCCCGCUUUUCUUCAUGGACACCCAAUUCUGCAGAAUUUAUUUGCGGUGUUCAUAAUUAUAAUGGGUUUCAUCGCAUCGUUUUUCGUUUCGCAUUUUAUUGUGAUACCUUUUUUAAAAUUUUGCAAGAGAAAACAGUAUGGCUACGACCCUGUGCCUGUGGAUUCUGGACUUUUCUUAAUGCCAGUCACUCUUUGAAAGUCUAGACACACAUCAAAAUGAUUGAGCCGCAAAUAAUGAACAGCUGUUUUGGGAUGACAUCACAAUUGUGUUUUCCAUGUUCAAUUAAAAAAAACUUUCAAGCUUGCGGUAGCUGUGCUGCGUUGAGGCCGAUCUAAUCUUGUAGUGAUAAGACGAAAGUCUAUGCAAAUAAUAUUUUGGAACAUUUAAAGGUCAACACAUUAUGCCGCAAAUAGCACCUACACUUAAAUUGAAUAAUGGCCAAGACAUGCCAACUAUCGGCCUUGGUACCUGGCGCUCUUAUGAGUCAGAUGCAGAGCGUUCUGUUAAAGAUGCGAUCGAUAUCGGAUAUCGUCAUAUAGAUACUGCUUUUGUGUAUGAAAACGAACAUGAGAUUGGAAGCGCCAUUAAUGCCAAACUUGCAGAAGGUGUAAUUAAACGUGAAGACAUAUUUGUUGUCACUAAAUUAGCUGGAGUGCAUCAUAAUCCAGAUAUAGUAGAGCAUGCUUGUCGCACAAGUUUAAAAAAUCUUAAUUUGAGUUAUAUUGAUCAAUAUCUGAUACACUUUCCGGUUGGCCAAGAAUACGUUAGUGACGAUAACUUAUCUGGACCAGUAUCUAAUGUGGAUUAUGUAGAUACAUGGCAAGCAAUGGAGAAACUGGUUGAUUUAGGUUUGGUACGUGGAAUUGGGUUGUCUAACUUCAAUUCUGAUCAAAUACAACGUGUACUUGAUAUUGCUCGUAUUAAGCCAGUGGUCAACCAGGUGGAAUGUCAUCCUGGUUUCAAUCAAAAGAAAUUAAUUGAAUUCUGCAAGAGAAACAACAUUGUUGUAACUGCGUAUUGUCCGCUUGCAAGACCCAAGCCAGCACAGCAAUGGCCUCCAUUUUUGUAUGACGGCACCGCACAGAAAUUGGCGGAAAAAUAUGGAAAGACAUCAGCUCAGAUUUGUUUACGUUACUUAAUACAAAUCGGCACGAUUCCCAUACCGAAGUCUGUGUCUAAGAACCGAAUCGCUGAAAAUUUCGAUGUAUUCGACUUUGAGUUGAAAGAAGAAGAUAUGAUAUUUAUGGAUAAAUAUCACAACGGACGUCGCACAAUUCCUUUUAGUGGACUAUCACAACACAAAUAUUUUCCGUUUAAUACAGAAUUUUAAUAUAUUUUGGUAUUUUUUAAAAAACAAAACAAUAGAUUUAGUGUACAAUUUGUUGGAAUUGGUUUCAGAAAUUCUAAAUUUCAAAUACAGCCUGUGUAAUUAUAAAUUACUUGUACCUUCUCAUCAAUAAAUAGAUUAUUUUAGGCA
Teleopsis dalmanni is the source of this 1916-nucleotide messenger RNA. Its product is annotated as aldo-keto reductase family 1 member B1-like. Gene Ontology annotation, molecular function: aldose reductase (NADPH) activity. Bases 840 to 1769 code for a protein of 309 amino acids. Gene Ontology annotation, cellular component: cytosol. The transcript has 5 exons. Lineage: Eukaryota; Metazoa; Arthropoda; Insecta; Diptera; Diopsidae. The record is from RefSeq and is a predicted model, not a curated record.